AUGGGGCUGCGGCAUGCGGCGGCGUGCCUAGCAGGCGGGCCAGGGAGGGAGCUUUGCGCGGCUGUCUUCGCGCAAGCAGCGGCUUGCAGAGAGGCAGAGUUCAAAUGCGCCGACGGCGGUUGCUUGCCAAGGGCCAUGGCCUGCGAUGGCUCCGCGGACUGCGCGGACGGUUCUGAUGAAGUGUGCGGCCCAAGCAGCCCGGACUCCUUUCUGGCCGAGGAGCAGGCCGAGCUGGCGCAGACACUGCAGGCGGAGGAUGAGAGCCCAGAGCACGUGGAAGCGGCGAUCAAGGCAGAGGCGAAGACUGCCCUGCAGAAGGCCUCCAGGGAAGGCGCUUGUGGGAAUGCGGCUCAGGGCACGGAGUGCUUCAACCACGUGUGCCUGGGACGGAGUUGGGAGUUGGGCUUGGGCUCCGCAAAGGGCCGAGGGAUGGGAUGCGGUCAGUCCCUGGAAUGCCGAAAAUCGAAGGCUCUGACUCCCGCUGCUGGUUUUGUGAGCCCUGCGCCUGGCCGUGCCUUGCGCGAGACACAGGUCGGAGCUUCUACUGCAGCCGUCCCUGAGCGCGCGCAGCACGUGGAGCGCGGUGCCUCUUGCACCGCGCCGCUGGCUGUGGGCGUGGCCGCGGGUCUCGUGGGUGCUGCGGCGUCGCGGCGCUCCGGGCGCUCUGCGCUGGCCAAGGGGCAGGGCGUCACCGUCAGGCCCCACACCACGCCCCGGACCUUGGCCUCGGCACGGGUGGUGGUCUGCGCCGGAGCGCCCCUGGAGGGCCGCAAGCUGCGAGUGGCGGUGGUGGGCGGUGGGCCUGCAGGAGCCUCUACGGCUGAUGCGCUUGCCCAGGCGGGUGUCGAGACGUACCUCAUUGAGCGCAAGCUUGAUAACUGCAAGCCCUGCGGCGGCGCCAUUCCUUUGUGCAUGAUUGACGAGUUCGACCUCCCCAAGGACAUCGUCGAUCGCCAGGUGAGGAAGAUGACCAUGAUCUCGCCUACCAACAAGGAGGUGCAGAUUGGUCAGACGCUGAAGGACGACGAGUUCAUCGGGAUGGUUCGCCGUGAGGUCCUGGAUGACUAUAUGCGACAGCGUGCCAAGAAGAACGGUGCCACACUGAUCAACGGGCUGUUCAUGGGCAUGACCAUGCCGCAGCAGAAGGGCGAAUCGUACGUGCUGACCUACAACGACUACGAGGGCGAGGACGGCAAUGCGCGCAAGGGCGAGAAGAAGACGCUGGAGGUGGAUGUUGUGGUUGGCGCUGACGGUGCCAACAGCCGUGUGGCCAAGGAGAUCGGAGCGGGCGACUACGAGUAUGCCAUUGCCUUCCAGGAGCGCAUGAAGAUCCCAGAGAACAAGAUGGACUACUACAAGGACAGGGCCGAGAUGUACGUGGGCGAGGACGUGUCCCCUGACUUUUACGCGUGGGUCUUCCCGAAGUGCGACCACGUGGCGGUGGGCACCGGCACGGUCAUCGACAAGAAGGGCAUCCAGAGAUAUCAGCAGGGAAUCCGUGACCGGGCGGCCGUGCGCAUCGAGGGCGGUGAAAUUAUCCGCGUGGAGGCCCACCCCAUCCCGGAGCACCCCAGGCCUUGGCGUGUCAAGGACCGCGCCAUCCUCGUGGGCGAUGCGGCCGGUUACGUCACCAAGUGCUCUGGCGAGGGCAUCUACUUUGCAGCCAAGAGCGGCCGCAUGUGCGCGGAGACCAUUGUGAAAAACUCUGAGAGCGGUGCUCGCUUGAUCGACGAGGCAGACCUCAUGGAACACAUCCGCGAGUGGGAUGCCAAGUACGGCCCGACGUACUUGGUGCUGGAUCUGCUGCAGAAGGUCUUCUACACCAGCGAUGCCGCCCGUGAGAGUUUCGUUGAGCUCUGCGAGGAGGAGUACGUGCAGAAGGUGACCUUCGACUCGUACCUUUACAAGACCGUGCAGGGCAACGACCCCAUGGGUGAUAUGAAGCUGGGAUGGAAGACCUUGAGCUCUCUGUACAAGUUCAACAACCAGAAGACCCCGGAUCCCAUGCGAACCCUGGCAUGA
Effrenium voratum is the source of this 2022-nucleotide messenger RNA. The record is from the annotation of a GenBank genome assembly. Lineage: Eukaryota; Dinophyceae; Suessiales; Symbiodiniaceae.